GAGAAUGAUGGACUUCAUUGAAAAAAAAAUGAACUCUAUGGAACGUCGAGUUCAGUACGAUAUUAAGCAUAAAAGUGACGAAAUAAUAGACGUUGUAAAGGCUGCUAUGUCAGCAUCAACUGUUCAGUCGUUUUUAGAAAAACCUCUAAUGAAUAAGCUGCCACUUCAAACUUGCGAAGAAUUCGAAACUUUUGAAAUCGAAAUAAAAAAAAAUGAAGAAUUGCGACAAAAUUUGCAAACCCACAUUUUGCGUCAAAUAGCCAGUUCUUUAAACGUUCGCGAAGCUGUAAAAUGUGUGAUGCCAUCACUAAUUAAAAAAGAUGUACAAAUAAAAUAUUCCGGAAAAGGAAAAAAGUCUAAAGGAGUCGGAAAAUUAGAUUUUUCAGCAACUGCGCUUUAUUCAUGUAUUGCAGCGAAAGAAAGCGAUGUUUCUAGCGCUAUAGGGACAUGGCUGGCACAAUCUGGGGAUAGAGAAGGUGGGAGAAAAAAUAGAAAUCUAGAAAAUUCAAAAGCUGAUAAUACGCCAGUAAUGAUUGACGAAUUAACUGUUAAUCAGUUAAACGAAAUUCCUAGACCGGAUGACAAUGGAAAUAUUGUUUAA
Molecule: messenger RNA, 601 nt
Organism: Leptopilina boulardi
Lineage: Eukaryota; Metazoa; Arthropoda; Insecta; Hymenoptera; Figitidae
Exons: 3
Coding region: 5-601 (198 amino acids)
Source: RefSeq, a predicted model, not a curated record